Helianthus annuus (common sunflower) is the source of this 1348-nucleotide messenger RNA. RefSeq names its product heavy metal-associated isoprenylated plant protein 36. The transcript is spliced from 4 exons. The coding region runs from base 78 to 983 and encodes 301 amino acids. NCBI's taxonomy places the organism in Eukaryota, Viridiplantae, Streptophyta, Magnoliopsida, Asterales, Asteraceae. The record is from RefSeq and is a predicted model, not a curated record. Gene Ontology annotation, molecular function: metal ion binding.
AUCAACUCUUUAGUGGAGAUAAAUUAUAAACACUAGUAUUUGUUAUCCACAAUAUUCAUUCUAACCUUCAAUCUUUCAUGGAUGCACCACCACCACAAUCACCACCACCUCCGACGCAGCAGCUGCAGCCGCAGCCGCAUGAAGAACACAACGCACCAAUCCUAAAAUAUAAGACAUGGGUUCUCAAAGUCUCCAUUCACUGUGUUGGUUGCAAGCGAAAAGUUAAGAAAGUCCUCCAAACCAUUGAAGGUGUGUAUAUCAUUGAUAUUGAUUCCAAGCAGCAUAAAGUUACAGUUGUAGGCAACGUUGAAGUGGAUGCACUUAUAAAGAAGCUGGUAAAGACCGGAAAGCAUGCCGAGAAGUGGCCGGAAAACCCCGCCAAAAAAGAGAAGAUGCCUGUCUCCGGCGAGAGUAAAGGGUUUGAAAGCAGCAGUGAUGAAGAAGAUAACAAUAACAAUAAUAUUAAUAAUAAUCACCCCCCAACUGGACCAAAUGAGAAUGGAAACACUCCAGGUAAAAGCGGUGGUCCAUCGGUAAAGUUCGCCGGUGUCCCGCAGAAUAUUCCAGCUCAGGCGAGUGAUCAAAUGGGUGGUGGUGGCGGUGGCGGUGGCGGAGGAGGGCAAGGUGGAAAGAAAAAGAAAAAGAAGAAGAAAAAAAAGAGUUCAGGUGCAGCAAAGGCUCCUGGUGGACCAGCAGACACUGGAUUGGUACCUCCAGAACCGGGGACUACUCAAGUGGUUGAUCGAAUGCAUCUCGGCUCUCCACGUGGCAACUCGUAUCCGGUGCAUGCUGGUCCAGCUUACGCUGUAUGUUACAAUGAGGCGCACCCGAGUGGAAACAGUGGUCAUGCGUACUAUAUUCCUACGACGCCAUACACGUAUGAUUACACGGAGGAUGAUGAUGGCUACGUAAUGUCAUCUCGUCCGUCCGAUACAUUUGAGAUACUUAGUGAUGAAAAUCCAUAUGGAUGUUAUAUUAUGUAACUAUGUAAGGCAAUGUUCCUCCCCGUCUGGGUCGACGGUUAGAGAGGUGUUAUUAAUUAUUCCCCUAAUCUCCCCGUAAGAAUGUUUUGAAGGCGGUAUUUUUCGCAAGUUGUUGGUUCAUUUGGCGUGUCCGGAAUGAAAAAAGUAUUCAACAACAAGAAUCCGUUUAUCUAGAGAUUGGUUGAAGAUACGUAUGAGUGUCGAAUAGUGCUAAGAAUCUACGUAUUGUGCGGGUAGAAUGGUGUAAUUUUAACUUUUCUAAUCUCGUGUAGGAUGAUAUAUACUCGUGGUGUAUCCCCUAGCAUGUUGCUAGUGUAGUUUUUAACUUUUUAUGAUAAUAUACGUCGUUCAAAACUCAAAUGUAA